UUACUCUUGUGAUUUGUUGCAUGUAGGCCUGUUCAAACCAAUGAAUCUUACAAAAGAAGUUGAUUUCGGACCGAUUCGUGGGAGGGGUCUUGUUGCUGCUCAAUUUAUAAAUCCUGAAGACAUUCUUUUUUCAGAAGACCCUCUAAUAUGCUGUCAGUUUUCAUGGAACAAGCUCUAUGGAUAUAAAGCUUGCGAUCAUUGUUUAUGUCCACUCGAAACAUCGGAGGAGAAUGCUAGAAGACUUACUAACAAUCCGUCGCUUGUAUUACCUUAUCCAGAGGCAUCAUUUCACUGUAGCCAAACUGUUCACUGUCCUAAUUGCUUAGCUAACUACUGUUCCCCAAACUGUCUCGAAUCAGCUGCUCUUACAUAUCAUUCUCCAAUGUGUGUGGCAUCCAUCGAAAAAGGCAAGGAAAAUCCGUUAGAAAAAUUAGACAUAAUCUGGCGACAGUCUCAUUAUCCUCCAGAAAGUGGUACUAUCUUUUUACUCGUUCGUAUUGCUGCUGCAUGUCUAUCAGCGUGUCUUAUUGGUUCAUCGACCUCACAGCAUUUAGUUGAAGCACUAAGACAGUUUGUUUCUAGUACAAGUGCAAUGAUCAAUGAAAAUGCAAAUGAUAUUCUCUAUCAUCAAAUACUUGGUGAUCAGUUUGCUACAUAUAUCGAAGAGAUUCAUAGUGCAUUUAUUGAAGUACUCUUAUUUUUAUGUCAAAAGUUUAGUCAUGCUACAUCUUAUGAUGAAUGCAUUCAAACCCUGCAAAAAGCCGGGAUAAACACAUUAUUAGAGAAAAAUCAUUUUACAAGUGCUUUAUGUCUGAUUAGUCGUAAUGGUCAAGGUAUUGCAACAAGUGCUUUCAGUGUCUGGGUUAAUCAGGCUGGAAAAUUAGUUGAUACAACAAAUGAACGAACAUCUAAUGAAUUUAAUUCGUUUGUCGACCGGCUAUACUCGGCAGUUGAUGAUCACGUCGGUUCUUUUUUGGACAACGAAGGGGUCGGUUUAUAUUACUACCAAAGUCGGAUUAAUCAUAGUUGUUCACCGAAUGCAAUAAUUCGUUUCAGUGGAGUCAAUAGUCGAUUAUCUGUGGUUGCAUUGACGCCGAUUCAAGAAGGUGAAGAAGUCACUAUCUCCUAUUUGGAUCAUUGUCUACAAUCACGUGGUCGUCACACAAGACGUAAAUACUUAUCAUCAAAUUAUUUGUUUUGGUGUGAUUGCCCUAAGUGUGAAAUGGAAAAGAUUGGUGGUGCAUUAAGCGUGACAUCCUCAUCUGAAGACGAUGAAGAUGGUGAUGAAUAUUGUACUCAACAAGACAAAUGUGAAUAAUUUCAUGUAAACUCGUCAUACCCUCCCACCCAACUACUCACCCUCAAUACACAUGAAAUAAGCUAUUUUGACAAAUUCUUUGUAUGAUAAUUUGUGUAAAAUAAAACUCAAAUCAUGAAUAAUCCUUUUGGUAAUUGUUCUUGCUCUGUUACGUUGUUAUUGAUUGACUGAACAAUUGUUUGAUAAAGAUAUCUGUGU
Messenger RNA from Schistosoma intercalatum, 1516 nucleotides. The record is from the annotation of a GenBank genome assembly. NCBI's taxonomy places the organism in Eukaryota, Metazoa, Platyhelminthes, Trematoda, Strigeidida, Schistosomatidae.